AUGGAAGACCUUUAACUCUGGAUGAAAUAUGGAGAAGUGUUCAUGCAUGCUACCAGGAUCGUCUGCAGGAGGGGCCCUGGGACACUAUUACACAGCAGGAGCACCCUCUACUUGGGCAGCCAUUCUUUGUUCUACACCCUUGCCGGACUAAUGAAUUCAUCUCUUCUGUACUGACCAGUUCACAGAAACAUAACAGACACACAAAUUACAUUAUAUUGUGGCUCAGUACAGUAGGCCCAGUUGUGGGUCUAAACCUGCCCCUGAGUUAUGCAACACUAGCACCUGAGCAGAAUACAAAUGCUGAUUCAUUUGAAAGUGGAACAAAGGAGUAA
Molecule: messenger RNA, 332 nt
Organism: Nestor notabilis (Kea)
Lineage: Eukaryota; Metazoa; Chordata; Aves; Psittaciformes; Psittacidae
Gene: ATG10
Product: autophagy related 10
Exons: 4
Biological process (GO): protein modification by small protein conjugation; macroautophagy; protein lipidation
Cellular component (GO): intracellular anatomical structure
Molecular function (GO): Atg12 transferase activity
Source: RefSeq, a predicted model, not a curated record